Auxenochlorella protothecoides is the source of this 618-nucleotide messenger RNA. RefSeq names its product Peptidyl-prolyl cis-trans isomerase FKBP16-3, chloroplastic. Lineage: Eukaryota; Viridiplantae; Chlorophyta; Trebouxiophyceae; Chlorellales; Chlorellaceae. Bases 1 to 618 code for a protein of 205 amino acids. The transcript is spliced from 5 exons. The record is from RefSeq and is a predicted model, not a curated record. Gene Ontology annotation, molecular function: peptidyl-prolyl cis-trans isomerase activity.
AUGGUCCUGAAUGCAAUGGCUUUCCUGACAGGGACGGGCACCAGCACCCACAUUUUCAGCCCUGCCACUCCACAGCUGGUGCAGGCCGGACUCCUCUCCACGCUAGCCCUGCAGCUGCUUCCCAGGCAGGCGGAGGCCAGCCUGGACUCAAAGGUCUUAUGCGACGCCGACUGUGCUGCCAGCUUGGCCGACAAGGAGCGUGUGCGCACCGCCUCGGGCCUGGAGUACAUCGAUCUCGUCCCAGGCAAGGGGCCCAGCCCUCGCAUAGGCUUUCAGGCGAGUGCCGGGCCCCGCCACGCUGGCCCCCAGGGGCCCUGGCUGGUGGUGUGCGACUACGUGGCCAGCACCCCCCAGGGCGCCGUGUUUGACAGCUCCUUGGACAGGGGGGCACCCUACAUCAUCCGCGUGGGGGCCGGCCAGAUCGUGGCGGGGCUGGACGAGGGCCUGCAGAGCAUGAAGCUGGGGGGCGUGCGGCGCCUGUAUGUCCCCGGCCUACUGGCCUUCCCCAAGGGCCUCUCUGCCGCCGCGGGCAGGCCGCGGGUCCCACCCGCCUCCCCCGUCGUGUUUGACGUCUCCCUGGUCAUGAUCCCCGGUCUGGAGGAUGAGGAGGAGGAGUGA